Molecule: messenger RNA, 852 nt
Organism: Cyanidioschyzon merolae strain 10D
Lineage: Eukaryota; Rhodophyta; Bangiophyceae; Cyanidiales; Cyanidiaceae
Product: similar to TGF beta receptor associated protein-1
Exons: 1
Coding region: 1-852 (283 amino acids)
Source: RefSeq, a predicted model, not a curated record
AUGUCGGAGCAGACGCCUCUGCUCAGCCAACGUAGCCCAGAAGGCGUUCCGGAGGGUGCAGGUACACGCGCGGCCCCUGGUCGAGCCGCCAGUGCCCAGAUCACAGGCGGCCUCGACUACGACUUCGAGGAGGACGACCUUGAGGCAGGUUCCGACGACGAAAAUCCCGAGCACGCCCAGCACAUGUGGCCGAAGACCGGGCCGAACUCGACUGGAUCGAGCUUCGUGGAACGCGCUGCCCAGACUGUAACGGACUUUGUACUGGGCGAGCGAAGUCGCACACCUAUCGCAGGAACGAGUUCGACGCCACCGGAGCACAGCACGCAGCUUACUCGCGACACCGAUGAAGACGAUCGAAGAGACGACGGUGACGCUGGAGCAAAGAAAAAGAAAAAGAAGAGUAAACGAAAAGAGCGCGACGUCGACGAUAUUGAAGCGUGUCCUUAUGAUACGAUAGAGUCUGCACGCAAGCCAGUCAAAGGGGACGACCUCAAGACGCAUAUGGCCAACGAGCGCACUUUUUUCAAGUGGCUCUUUACUGGCUUUCAUAUCGGAGCGAUGGGAACGUUUAUUCUGAGCUUUUAUUCUGACGAUAGCGGUCGACCUGGAACCGGAAAGAUCCUGCUCUGUCUAGCGAUAUGGAUGGUUGCACUCGUCUAUGUGAUGUACGGAUUGAUCAACUUUUAUCGACGUCGCCGUGCACUGCGCCAAGGUCUAGGCAAAGAGGAAUGGGAUAGUGGUGCUGGCCCUGCGUACGUAGUGGCUGGACUCGUUCUCGUCAUUGGGAGUGUGUUAGUGUAUUCGUUAGUGACCGGACAGGCACCGCGGCGAUGGCAGCAAGCGCAAACCUGA